AUGGCAGAUUUUGUGGCCCCAAGCGGUCCCCCGCCACCAAAGGUUCCAGCUGGAUGGAAAGCUCAAUGGAAUGAGCAGUACAAUGAAUGGUUCUAUGUUAAUAUCUACACCAAGAAAUCAACGUGGGAUCGCCCGACCGAGCCUGUCUAUCCUCCCGAAGGCGGCGAAGACGGUCCCCCAGGUCCUCCACCAGGAUAUUCCGGCGGAAGCUCGUCGCACCCCACCGACACGAAAUCCAACCCAUACGAAACCCACAACAACCCUAAUGUCGAAUCCGACGCCGCGCUGGCAGCACGUCUCCAGGCCGAAGAAGAUGAGCGUGCUCGCAGCGCUUCGGGAAGUCGGAACGCCAUGCAAGAUUACCAGAACACCCCAUUGCCAUCGCAGUCGCCCGGCUAUCAGCAGCAAGAGCUUCCUCCGAGAGAGCAAAAGAGAGGUCUCUUUAGCAAGUUGUUGGGAAAGACAAGCAGUUCGAACAGUGGUGGAUAUGGUGGUAACCAAUACCCUCCGCAGCAACAACAAUAUGGAGGGGGUUACCCUCAGCAGCAGGCUUACCCACCUCAAGGAUAUGGCCAACCUGCAUACGGCCAACCCGCAUACGGCCAGCCUGGGUAUGGUCAGCCUCAAUAUGGUGGCUAUCCUCCUCAGCAACAGUACUACCAGCAACAACGUCCUCAGAAGUCUGGUGGCGGUGGAAUGGGCAUGCUGGGAGGUGCGGCGCUGGGUCUCGGCGGCGGUUUGGUCGGUGGAAUGUUGCUUGAGGAUGCCAUUCAGGACCAUGAUCAGAACGAGUAUGACCAAGGUUAUCAACAAGGACAGGACAAUGGCGGGGAUUACGGCGGAGGAGAUGAUGGUGGUGGAGGAGACUUUUAA
Messenger RNA from Hyaloscypha bicolor E, 873 nucleotides. RefSeq lists its product as uncharacterized. The record is from RefSeq and is a predicted model, not a curated record. Bases 1 to 873 code for a protein of 290 amino acids. The transcript is spliced from 4 exons. Lineage: Eukaryota; Fungi; Ascomycota; Leotiomycetes; Helotiales; Hyaloscyphaceae. Gene Ontology annotation, molecular function: protein binding.